AUGUCUAACCUAUAUUAUACUGUAUUUGACACUGAUGUGUGUACGGUGUUACUCGUAUUAACUUUGAAUGGCUUUGUAUGCUAUGCUUCAUUGGGUAAGCCAGCUAUCGAGCUAAAAGGAAUAAUGGCCAAAGAUUUCCUGUCUUUGCCAUAUCAACUCAAACCAUUAUCUACAAUGACGGGUGAUAAAAUAGAAAUUGAUAAAUCGGUGGAAAAAUUCAAGCUAUUGGUGGAAACACCAUCGGUAUCUCAGGAUAUCAAAACCGAACUUCUAUUUGGUACGCCGUUACAGAGAAAAGUAUGGAAAGAAUUAGUCAAGAUACCAGCAGGACAAACUCGAACUUAUAAAGAAUUGGCAGAUUUAUUAGGUACACAUAGCCGUGUGAUUGGAAAUUGCUGUGGUGCAAACCGAAUUGCUGUAUUAAUUCCGUGCCACAGAGUUGUGGGUGCAAAUAAUAAGCUAACUGGUUACCGGUGGGGGAAAUCCUAUAAGGAAUAUUUAUUGAAGCAGGAAGGUAUAGGUAUUUAA
Candida albicans SC5314 is the source of this 528-nucleotide messenger RNA. RefSeq names its product methylated-DNA--protein-cysteine methyltransferase. The coding region runs from base 1 to 528 and encodes 175 amino acids. NCBI's taxonomy places the organism in Eukaryota, Fungi, Ascomycota, Pichiomycetes, Serinales, Debaryomycetaceae. Gene Ontology annotation, biological process: DNA repair. The transcript has a single exon. The record is from RefSeq and is a predicted model, not a curated record. Gene Ontology annotation, molecular function: methylated-DNA-[protein]-cysteine S-methyltransferase activity.